UCCCGGUCCAAUCAGCUGCGUCAGGUUUGUUUUACGGGCCUUUGACUGACGUUCACGUGCGCUUCUCCAACUCCAGGAUUGAGAUUUCCGUAUUGACCUUCCCAUCGAAUCGAAUCGAGAGACACAGAGUGUAGAGUCUGCUGCACUCGCACUGUAGUUACUGCACCCAGUGUUACAGGUGGGGAGAGGGGCUGAUUCGUUGUCCUCCUCUCUUCUUCUACUGUCUCCUUCUAUCUCUUUUACGCUUUUCUUCUUCUUCCCCUUCAUUGCUGCAUUAUUAUCACUAUUCACCUUGUAAUUGAUCUUUCAACCAUCCAAACACGUUACAUGUCUUGUGCCGAUCGCGCAAGCAUACCUUGACAGCCAUGGCCGACGACCCCUUCGUAACAUCACAACAACAACAUACACAGCACAUCUAUCGUCCUAUACCGCGACGCAAUUUCAUAAUACCUUCCAGUCUAGAAUCAGACUUAGAACCACCCUCCCAGGACCCGCUACAACCCGAGUCGCAAUCGCAACCGCAGCCGCCGAUCGACGAACCUCCAGACGAACUAUGGCCGCAGAACACACCCCCUUCUUACGCAAAUUCACACCAUCGCUCGUCCGACUUCCUCGCGCAGCUCAAUGCAAGACUCCUUCGGUCGACGUACGGUUCCCACAAUCCCUACUUUCCCGACCAUGUUGACAAUGGCGCACCAUCCCGCAACAAGAGCUAUCUUAACAUGACGAGCAGUACGCUCUAUGGGAUCUACGACGAUGCUGGAAGCAACUCGGGUACCGCCGGAGAGGGGAGCGUCGCCGACACGCCAGGGGGUAUGGGCGCAGAGACACCAGCACGCCAUUACUCUUAUGACUCCAAUUACAGUUAUGGCACAGGCUAUGGCAAUGGGUGGGAGAAUAACAUGGGCAGUCCAGACGGUGGGCUCACCAUGAGGACGAAGCAGCGCUCAAGGCGAGGAACGGUCGCGGACAUCAGGACUAGGCAUGGCCGCGAUUCUCGAUUGCUGAAACAAAGCACAAAGGCGCCGAGGAAUGGGAUAUCGAGAUUUGCCGUCACAAUAGGGAAGCUGGCCGCGCUCUUUGUCUUCGGCGUCGCAUACGGAGUCAUCAUCUCCCACCUACACGACAGUCGGGAAAUCGCCGCCUACAGCGUCGAUGUCAUCGUGGAUCGUGACAGCUGGAUAUACGUUACGAGCUGGGGCCUCUUUGGAAUUCUUCUAGGUAGCUUAUUACCGUACCUCGACAUCGUUUGGAGCGGGGAGCCGGCGAGCGCAGACCUCACGCCAGAAUCGGAUGACGACAACGAGAAAUGCAGCGAGUCGUCUCUGGGCGAGCAGUGGAACGAGGUAGUCCGGAGCGUGGGUGCCUUCGUCGGUAUCGCCUUCGCCAUCCGCCGGCUGCCCUGGCAAUCCACACUCCAAUUAACACUCACCCUCGCCCUGGUGAACCCAGCGCUAUGGUACAUCCUCGACCGCUCCAAACUGGGCUUCUCCUUCUCUCUCAUUACAACCUCGAUCCUCACAUCUUUCAUUUUCCUCUCUAAUCCGGACGUCUUGCCCUCCCCGGCUCUCCCGGCCCUCACAAACGCAACCGGUGUUCCUUCUCCGAUUCGAAGUAGUGCCUCCUCUUCCCCGUACGGUGGUAACAGUAGGACAAGUCCCACCGACGCACAACUGUUCGCCGGGCUUGUUAGUUACGACAACCUUGCAACCGUCACAUGGGUCGGCAGCGUCAUCUUCUGCAGCUGUGUCUGCUUCGGCGGGAUCGGGAGGAGGUUAGCCGUUCUCGAGGGAUUUCCAUCUUCUUCGUCAUCUUCAUUGCCUCCAUCGAGGAGAUAGCAAAAUGGAAGUCGCACUGCAUCACAUAGAACCGAUACCCCGGGUCAAAAAUUUUACCCCAGAGAAAAAACGAGGUAUUGUAGAAAGCAAGUAAAAGAGGGGAACAUCGCAGCCAUAUAUAUCAUCCGGACCAACAAUCUGCCUCAACCAACCAAUGGCCUCGCCCAAUCUAUAUCUCAAUCUACAUGCAUAGUGCGGAGA
Aaosphaeria arxii CBS 175.79 is the source of this 2039-nucleotide messenger RNA. RefSeq lists its product as uncharacterized. Lineage: Eukaryota; Fungi; Ascomycota; Dothideomycetes; Pleosporales. Gene Ontology annotation, biological process: sterol biosynthetic process. The record is from RefSeq and is a predicted model, not a curated record. The transcript is spliced from 2 exons. Gene Ontology annotation, cellular component: endoplasmic reticulum. Bases 366 to 1838 code for a protein of 490 amino acids.